Molecule: messenger RNA, 1484 nt
Organism: Hibiscus syriacus
Lineage: Eukaryota; Viridiplantae; Streptophyta; Magnoliopsida; Malvales; Malvaceae
Product: cyclin-D3-3-like
Exons: 4
Coding region: 134-1231 (365 amino acids)
Biological process (GO): regulation of cyclin-dependent protein serine/threonine kinase activity; mitotic cell cycle phase transition
Cellular component (GO): nucleus; cytoplasm; cyclin-dependent protein kinase holoenzyme complex
Molecular function (GO): cyclin-dependent protein serine/threonine kinase regulator activity
Source: RefSeq, a predicted model, not a curated record
UCCUCUUCGUCUUCCUCUCCCUGUGUUUACUUACUAAUGAAGAAGUGAAAAAUGAGGUUGAGAUUCCUUGUGUUUUUCAUGUAAUUGUUAUUAUAAUGAAAGGAGAAUUCAUUUGCUGCUUCUUUGAAAAGCCAUGGCUCUGCAAGCUGAAGAGACACAGCAACAACAGAUUAAAAGCCCACCAUUGAUUCUCGAUGGGCUGUUAUGUGAAGAAGAAGAUUUAGGGGACUAUAGUUUUGAAACUGAAACUGUGAAAAAGAAGGCGUUUGUUGUACCGUUUUUCCUGAACGAACAUGAUUUGUUAUGGGAAGAUGAUGAGUUAAUCUCUUUAAUGUCUAAAGAGAAACAAGCCCAUGUUGGUAACAUUGACGUUUGUUCAGAAGUGUCUUUUGUUUCAGCUCGUAAACGAGCCUUGGAUUGGAUUUUCAAGGUCAAGGCACGCCACGGGUUCAAUUCCUUGACCAUGCUUCUCGCUGUUAAUUACUUUGAUAGGUUUGUUUUAAGCUUCAAGUUCCAAAAAGACAAGCCAUGGAUGGGACAAUUAGCUGCUGUGGCUUGUUUGUCUUUGGCUGCCAAGGUUGAGGAAACACAAGUCCCGCUUCUUUUAGACCUCCAAGUGGAAGAAGCACAGUAUGUGUUUGAUUCAAAGACCGUUCAAGGAAUGGAGCUUUUGGUGUUAUCAACUCUGCAAUGGAGGAUGAACCCUGUGACGCCAAUUUCCUUUUUUGAUCAUAUUACAAGGAGGCUUGGAUUAAAGACUAAUUUGCAUUGGGAGUUACUUUAUAGGUGUGAGCGUUUGCUUCUCUUCCUCAUAACUGAUUCAAGGUUCAUGCUUUAUGCUCCUUCUAUCUUAGCUGCUGCAACAAUGCUGCAUGUUAUUAAAGAGGUUGAGCCAUGCCAUCACCUUGAAUAUAAGAAACAGCUAAUUGGAGUGCUCAAGACAUGUGAGGAUAAAGUAAAUGCCUGCAAUGAGCUCAUUUCGGAGUCACUGGAAAGCCAGUACAAAAGAAACCAAGGCCACAAAAGGAAGCAUAAAUCAAUACCAAGCAGCCCUAAUGGUGUCAUUGAUGCGUCUUUUAGCUGUGAUAGUUCAGAUGAUUCGUGGGUCGUGACAUCUUCGGUCUCGUCAUCACUACAGCAGCUGUUUAAACGAAGUAGAGCUCAGGACCAGCAAAUGCGUCUGCCUUCACUAAAUCGUAUGUUUGUGGAUUCUCUUAGUAGACGUAGUUAAAUCAUCCCUUAGGUCAUAAUAAUUAGUACUGCUGAACAUGUUAUUAAAAAUUCCUCUUGCGAAUUCGUCGUAAGUGUUCUUUAAUGUGCAAUUGAGAUGUGUUCCUUAAUUUAUUCGUUGCCUUUUAUGGCCAAGUUUCUAACAUGGUUAGAGAUGUAUUCGUAUCUUCUAAAUUCCACUUUGAUUCAUCUUUGGAUGUCAGUAGGGAGUUUGGCAAAUUGACACCAUGGCCUCGUUAUGCUAUGGUUUCUGA